Solenopsis invicta (red fire ant) is the source of this 1238-nucleotide messenger RNA. It is a transcript of the gene Rpb7, whose product is annotated as DNA-directed RNA polymerase II subunit RPB7. The coding region runs from base 138 to 659 and encodes 173 amino acids. The transcript is spliced from 8 exons. The record is from RefSeq and is a predicted model, not a curated record. Gene Ontology annotation, cellular component: RNA polymerase II, core complex; P-body. Gene Ontology annotation, molecular function: single-stranded RNA binding; single-stranded DNA binding; translation initiation factor binding. NCBI's taxonomy places the organism in Eukaryota, Metazoa, Arthropoda, Insecta, Hymenoptera, Formicidae. Gene Ontology annotation, biological process: positive regulation of translational initiation; transcription initiation at RNA polymerase II promoter; DNA-templated transcription.
CUUUUCGUCAUGUGGUGCCGGAAUGUUUACUAACGAUUGUAUUUUCUAACCUGUAUAGAUUUGUUUACUGUAACUUUUAUCUACCGGUAGAAGGUAGUAAAAUAUUGUUUAAUUCUAUUAUUUAAUACUUAAACAUCAUGUUUUACCAUAUUUCGUUGGAGCAUGAGAUUCUAUUACAUCCUCGGUAUUUCGGCCCGCAAUUACUUGACACCGUAAAGCAGAAGCUCUACACAGAGGUGGAAGGCACUUGCACAGGAAAAUAUGGCUUUGUUGUCGCAGUCACAACGAUUGACAAUAUCGGAGCUGGUAUUAUACAACCUGGACAGGGUUUUGUAGUAUAUCCUGUUAAGUAUAAAGCGAUCGUAUUUAGGCCAUUCAAAGGUGAAGUGCUGGACGCGAUAGUGACUCAAGUGAAUAAGGUUGGAAUGUUUGCUGAAAUAGGUCCACUUUCAUGCUUUAUAUCUCAUCAUUCAAUUCCAGAAGAUAUGCAGUUUUGCCCAAAUGUGAAUCCAGCUUGUUACAAAUCGAAAGAAGAAGAUGUAGUUAUCCAAGCGGAUGACGAAAUUAGACUGAAAAUUGUGGGAACAAGAGUCGACGCUACAGGAAUUUUUGCUAUUGGCACGUUAAUGGACGAUUACUUAGGUCUUGUAUGCAAUUAGUGUAUUUACAGUAUAUCUAAAUUUUAGUAAUUUAACAUGAAUAAUUUUCUAUUCCGGAAACAAGUGUCUUAAAAUACUUUCUACUUUAUAAGCAGUAUAAGAUCAAGCAUAUUAUUUAUCCAAAAAGAUAUAAUAAUAAUAAAAGUCAUUCAAAUAAUGUAAAUAACCAUAUAUGGAUGGAACGAUAAUAAUUUAGAUAUUCUAUCUUUAUAAUUACAUCAAAAUAAUAAUAAUAGUAUAAUAAAUUGAAUAGGAAUUAAACAUUGAAAGAAUUCAUAGGAAUUAAACAGUAUUUAUAAAAUAAAAUUAAGUACGAAAUAUAUUUACGAAACAUUACUUUAAUGGUAUCUUAUGUGUUAUUAACAAUCCACAGAGGCGAAGCAAAUUGAUGCUAUGAUAUACAGAGUGCUUCACUAACUCUGUUAAAUAGUUCUCAUUUUCCAACAUUUUUCAAAUAUACUGCAAUAUAAAUUAUCAUAUUUUACAGAAAUAUUCUAAUGCAAAAUUAGCAUUGCUACCAUUCUGACAAUUAAAAAACCAGGUAGUUUGUAAUUAUAUAAAGAUACUGUUUAGGUAAUG